AUGCCGAAGAGAGGGUUGGACACUGAGCAAUACCCAAAACAUGAUCUCAACACAGCGAAAAGAACAAAGAUCAAUCUCGACGACAACAGUCCUAGGCCCCGACGGAGUCAAUCUAGCUACACGGUCGGUUGGAUUUGCGCUGUGGUCCCCGAACACGUCGCCGCCACAGUCUUUCUCGACGAAGAGCACGAACGACUAGAGAAUCUGUCUAGCAACGAUAACAACACCUACAAAUUUGGGAAGAUUGGAGAGCAUAAUGUGGUUAUUGGCGUCAUGCCUAAUGCAUCUGGCACAACAUCUGCAGCAUUAGUUGCAAGGGAUAUGCUACGCAGCUUUCCAAACAUUCGAACGUGUCUCAUGGUUGGAAUUGGCAGCGGGGUUCCAAGUUCCAAGCAUGAUAUCCGGUUGGGGGACGUUGUUGUCAGUAGUGCUCAGAAUGGCAAGGGUGCGGUGAAAGCAUUGAGAACCGAAUAUGCAAUUCGCGGUCACUGUCUUCAGGAAGCAAUCAGCGAUGUCUUGGAGAAGAAUAGUCGAAUAGCGAAAGACUAUCAGCUGCCGAACCCGAACACUGAUAGGCUUUACAAAGCUCAUGUUAUCCAUCCAAGUGGAGAGAAAGGCUGUGCUGCAGUUUGUGGUGAUGAUCCGUCUGAUCUCAUCGAGCGGCCGGAACGCGAGGAGAAUUUAGAAAUUCACUAUGGCCUCGUUGCUUCGGCAAAUCAGGUUAUGAAGGAUGCUACCUUUCGAGACAUAUUGGCAGAAGAGAAAAACGUUCUGUGUUUUGAAAUGGAAGCAGCAGGACUAAUAAAUCAUUUCCCAUGCUUGGUCAUUCGGGGUAUAUAUAACUAUGCAGAUACGCAUGACAAUAAGGAAUGGCGAGGGUACGCAGCGAUGACAGCUGCUGCAUACGCCAAAGAUCUUCUAUACCAAAUUCCUGUGAACCAAGUCAAUGCCAAGAAAAGAACAGCCGAAUAUAUUUCGGGUGUCCUUCAUAGCGACAAUGGAGAAAAUAGUGAAAUCAGCGUGAGUCCGGAUAGAAGAGAAGCAGAGAAACUUUCACUCAACGAGCGACAAAAACGUGCGUUACUUGACUCAUUACAUUUUGACCAAAUCGGUGCCCGCUACCUUGAUAUCAAGAAGGCUCAUGUGAAGACCUGCAAAUGGUUGCUAAGACAGGGUGAAUAUCUUGAUUGGCUUGACCCCAGAAAGUCGACCUUGAUGAAGUUCGCUUUGGAUAAUGCACGAAGUGCACUCGAGGGGAAGAGCAAUAUCAUUAUUGCCUUCUUCCUCAACGCACGUGGUGGAAUUUUGGAAAAGUCUACACUUGGGAUGUAUCGAUCACUGUUAUUGCAACUUCUCCAGGGACUUCCAGAACUUCAAGAUGUUGUUGAGUCUCUCGACUUGACCAUGUCAACACGGAAUGGGGUACCUCACAGAUGGGUUAUUGAGUUGCUCAAAGAACUCUUUGAACAAGCUGUGCAGCGUCUGGGACAACGUCGUUUGAUCUGUUUUAUCGACGCUGUGGAUGAAUGCGCCGAGUAUGAGAUUCGAGACAUGGUCAGCUUCUUCCAAAUCAUAGGUGAAGACACAACCUCGGCUGGUGUUCAAUUCCAUGUCUGCCUUUCAAGCCGGCACUAUCCUCAUAUCACCAUUCGAAAAGGCAUCACCCUAGUUCUUGAAGAACAAGAAGGACACCGCCAAGAUAUCGCCAACUACUUGGAUACUGAGUUGAAUAUCGGAGACACUGAUCUUGCCAAGCAGAUUUCCACUGAUAUUCAGAACAAGGCACUUGGGGUCUUUAUGUGGGUGGUAUUGGUGGAACGGCUUCGAGCUAUCCCUGGGGACUUACACCAGCUAUUCCGGGAUAUCUUAACUCGUGACCGCCGCGAAAACAAACGGUUACUGUUAUGCAUUCAGUGGGUCCUUUUUGCGAAGGAGCCAUUGAGGCGAGAACAACUCUACUUUGCUAUUCGUUCUGGUAUCAAACCUCUAUCAGCAUGGGAUCCUGAUAUCAUAACACCAUCUGUUAUGGAUAGAUAUAUUCUUGAUUGCUCUAAAGGACUUGUUGAAGUUACCAAGGGCAAAACACAAACAGUCCAAUUCAUCCACGAGUCUUUCAAUGACUUUCUCUUGCGAGAGAAUGGAUUAAGGGAAAUCUGUUCAGACCUUGAAACGAAUUUUCAAGAGCAGAACCAUGAGCGAUUAAAACAAUGUUGCCUCACGCAAAUGACUAUUGCCGCCAGGUCAAAUCUUGAGCAUACUUUCCUAAAUAGAGCAUUCCCGUUCUUGGAAUACGCUAUCCAAAACGUUUUGUACCAUGGAGACGCGGCUGAAGGAGGUGUCAAUCAGCUAAAUUUCAUCCAGACCCUUCAGCUUGGCAGAUCACACGCUGCUGGAAAUGGGCAUGAAGCUGUUUCUAAGCUCCUUCUUGAGAAGGGUGCUGAUCUCAAUGCACAAGACCACUAUGGCCGGAUCCCUGACUGUGGUGAUAAAUACGUCGGCAAACUCCUGGAAUCUGCGGGCGCCAUACAGUAA
Messenger RNA from Aspergillus caelatus, 2532 nucleotides. RefSeq lists its product as uncharacterized. NCBI's taxonomy places the organism in Eukaryota, Fungi, Ascomycota, Eurotiomycetes, Eurotiales, Aspergillaceae. The record is from RefSeq and is a predicted model, not a curated record. The transcript is spliced from 5 exons. Gene Ontology annotation, biological process: nucleoside metabolic process. The coding region runs from base 1 to 2532 and encodes 843 amino acids. Gene Ontology annotation, molecular function: protein binding; catalytic activity.